AUGUCCGACACCGCUUCCAGGAUGUCCGACACCUCCAAGCAGUUCAACCCGCCCAACCCGCCUUCCAACUCGGAUACGCAGGCUGUCGAUCCGCCCGCCGUCGCAACCCAGACCACUGACAAGCCGGCGACCCCAGCGGCUGUAGCAGAGCUGGAGCAGCGCUCAAUCCAGCUAGUGCAAGACUUCCACCACCUGAUCCAGAAGAAGCGGGCUCUCGACCGCGAGGUAACGGAGCUGGUGGAGUCAUUGCCUACCGGCAAGGCACUUCUCGAGCGCCACGUUCGUCUCCGCCGCCAGCGCCUCUACAAGUACGAGCAGCAGGUCUUCGACCGCUUCCUUGGCGAAGAUGUCGCCGCUUACACUCCCGCCGCUGUGAUGCAGGCAAGGGAGCAGCUGGAGAAGGCGCUUGCUGCGGAGAGGGCUGCUGAUAGAGUUAAGAAAGUGAGCGCCGGCGAGGGAAGCGUGCGCGAGAGAAGCGUGCAAGCCCAGAAGGACUUCAGGAACAAGGUCUGCGGAGGAGUCACGCUUGUGGCGUACUUUGCGCUCCAUGGCCUGGCGGCUGUGGGCUUCUUUACUCUGUUGGUGCACUUUAGACUCUUGUAG
Messenger RNA from Tricharina praecox, 603 nucleotides. RefSeq lists its product as uncharacterized. The record is from RefSeq and is a predicted model, not a curated record. NCBI's taxonomy places the organism in Eukaryota, Fungi, Ascomycota, Pezizomycetes, Pezizales, Pyronemataceae. The coding region runs from base 1 to 603 and encodes 200 amino acids. The transcript has a single exon.